AUGAAUACACUUCCUCAACAACCUCAACAGAAUCAACAAAUUGAGCCGCGCCAAGUGUCAUUUAAUGUUUCGGAUCAUUAUCAGAUAUUGGAAAUAGUAGGAGAAGGAGCUUAUGGUAUAGUAUGUUCAGCGAUUCAUAAACCUUCAGGACAGAAAGUUGCCAUCAAAAAAAUAGAACCGUUCGAAAGAAGUAUGUUAUGUCUUCGAACAUUAAGAGAAUUAAAAUUAUUAAAACAUUUUAAUCAUGAAAAUAUAAUUAGUAUAUUAGCAAUUCAAAGACCAUUAAAUUAUGAAAGUUUUAAUGAAAUAUAUUUAAUUCAAGAAUUAAUGGAAACUGAUUUACAUCGAGUUAUUAGAACUCAAAAAUUAUCUGAUGAUCAUAUUCAAUAUUUCAUAUAUCAAACUUUAAGAGCUUUAAAAGCAAUGCAUUCAGCAAAUGUAUUACAUCGAGAUUUAAAACCAUCAAAUUUAUUAUUAAAUUCAAAUUGUGAUUUAAAAAUUUGUGAUUUUGGUUUAGCGAGAUCAAUAGCUUCUUCAGAAGAUAAUUUCGGAUUUAUGACGGAAUAUGUUGCAACUAGAUGGUAUAGAGCUCCUGAAAUCAUGUUAACAUUCCAAGAAUAUACUACUGCAAUUGAUGUUUGGUCAGUGGGGUGUAUAUUAGCAGAAAUGUUAACCGGGAAACCUUUAUUCCCUGGUAGAGAUUAUCAUAAUCAAUUAUGGUUAAUUAUGGAAGUAUUAGGUACACCUAAUAUGGAGGAUUAUUAUAAUAUAAAAUCAAAAAGAGCUCGAGAAUAUAUUAGAUCAUUACCAUUUUGUAAAAAAAUCCCAUUCCAAACUUUGUUUAAUAAUAAUCCAAAUAUAAAUCCUUUAGCACUUGAUUUAUUGGAAAAUUUAUUAAUAUUUAAUCCAACUAAAAGAAUAACAGUUGAUGACGCUUUAAAACACCCUUAUUUACAAUUAUAUCAUGAUCCUGAUGAUGAACCGAUAAGUGAAAAAAUCCCAGAAGAUUUCUUUGAUUUUGAUAAAAGAAAAGAUGAAUUGACGAUUGAAGAUUUAAAGAAAAUGUUAUAUGAAGAAAUAAUGAAACCGUUGUAA
This is a messenger RNA of Hemisphaericaspora subhashii, 1095 nucleotides long. RefSeq names its product mitogen-activated serine/threonine-protein kinase (gene CEK1). Gene Ontology annotation, cellular component: nucleus; cytoplasm. The transcript has a single exon. Gene Ontology annotation, molecular function: MAP kinase activity; ATP binding. Lineage: Eukaryota; Fungi; Ascomycota; Pichiomycetes; Serinales; Debaryomycetaceae. Gene Ontology annotation, biological process: intracellular signal transduction; protein phosphorylation. Bases 1 to 1095 code for a protein of 364 amino acids. The record is from RefSeq and is a predicted model, not a curated record.